This is a messenger RNA of Myxocyprinus asiaticus (Chinese sucker), 1377 nucleotides long. RefSeq names its product visual pigment-like receptor peropsin. The record is from RefSeq and is a predicted model, not a curated record. Gene Ontology annotation, biological process: G protein-coupled receptor signaling pathway; visual perception. Lineage: Eukaryota; Metazoa; Chordata; Actinopteri; Cypriniformes; Catostomidae. The transcript is spliced from 7 exons. The coding region runs from base 1 to 1029 and encodes 342 amino acids. Gene Ontology annotation, cellular component: membrane; photoreceptor outer segment. Gene Ontology annotation, molecular function: G protein-coupled receptor activity.
AUGACUAUUUGUGACAAAACGAUGGCAUCUGGAUUUCUUAAUUCUUCAACUGAGACUGUUCCCUAUGGUGAAAAGAGUGCCUUCUCACAAACAGAACACAAUGUUGUUGCGACAUACCUCAUCAUAGCAGGAGUGGUCAGUCUGUCCAGUAAUAUUGUGGUGCUGCUGAUGUUUGUGAAGUUCAGAGAGUUGCGUAAUGCCACAAAUGCUGUCAUUAUUAAUCUGGCCUUUACUGACAUUGGUGUGGCCGGUAUAGGUUACCCCAUGUCAGCAGCCUCUGACCUGCAUGGGAGCUGGAAAUUCGGCUACACAGGCUGCCAGAUUUAUGCUGCUCUGAAUAUAUUCUUUGGAAUGGCAAGUAUUGGAUUGCUCACCGUGGUUGCCAUUGACAGAUACCUUACCAUAUGUCGACCUGACAUAGGGCAGAAGCUGACAAAAUUGUCAUACACACUUCUAAUUGUGGCUGCUUGGCUGAAUGCAGUGUUUUGGUCAUCCAUGCCAAUCGCUGGUUGGGCAGGAUAUGCCCCUGACCCCACAGGGGCCACAUGUACCAUUAACUGGAGGAACAAUGACAUAUCUUUUGUGUCCUACACUAUGGCCGUGAUUACUGUCAACUUCAUCAUUCCCCUGUCGGUCAUGUUCUAUUGUUACUACAAUGUCUCAGUUACUGUGAAGAGGUACAAAGCCAGUAACUGCCUAGAGAGCAUCAACAUGGACUGGUCAGAUCAGAUGGAUGUUACCAAGAUGUCCGUUAUAAUGAUAGUGAUGUUCCUGGUUGCCUGGUCUCCAUAUUCAAUUGUGUGUUUGUGGGCAUCAUUUGGUGACCCCAAAAUGAUUCCAGCUCCAAUGGCCACAAUCGCUCCACUCUUUGCCAAGUCCUCCACUUUUUACAAUCCUUGCAUCUAUGUCAUCACCAACAAAAGGUUCAGAAGAGCUAUCAUUGGGAUGUUACGAUGUCAGACACGACAGCGCAUCACUAUUAGCAACCAGGUUCCAAUGACAGCCUCUUCUUUACCUCUCAACCCCUAAAUGAGGAGUGAGUUGGAUAUUCAUCAAACAUGGCCACCACCCAGCGCUGGACGCUAACUUUCUACACUAUUAUAACACCACUAGGGAAUGGUUACUUUGGAGUCUCAGUCAGUUGCAAAGUUUUCUUAUACUUUACCAUGAUUAAAUGUGAAUGUCCAUCUUGCAAACUGCCACUGACUUCAUCUGACAGCAUACUAUUAUAUUUUGUUGUUUAUUUUCAUGGUAUUCCCUGCAAAUCCUAUGUAAUUCCACAUUUUUACAUGGAGUUUACAGUGUAAAUUCUUAUGUUAUUGACUCGGCAUUACUGUCAGCAUUGUUCUUGUGUGUACUUUACAUGUUUUAAUUUGA